Puma concolor (puma) is the source of this 771-nucleotide messenger RNA. NCBI's taxonomy places the organism in Eukaryota, Metazoa, Chordata, Mammalia, Carnivora, Felidae. The record is from RefSeq and is a predicted model, not a curated record.
AUGGCCAGGACCGGCAUGGAGCAGUGGCGUGACCGGCUUGCACUGGUGACAGGAGUCGGGGGCAUCGGCGCGGCUGUGGCCCGGGCCCUCGUCCAGCAGGGACUGAAGGUAGUGGGUUGUGCCCGCCCCGUGAGCAACAUCGAGGAGCUGGCUGCCAAAUGUAAGAGUAUAGGCUACCCCAGGACUUUGAUCCCCCACAGAUGUGAUCUGUCCAGUGAGGAGGACAUCCUCUCCACGUUCUUGGCUGUCUGCUCUCAGCACAGUGGUGUGAACGUCUGCAUCAACAAUGCUGGCUUGGCCUGGCCUGACACUCUGCUCUCAGGCAACACCAGCAGCUGGAAGGACAUGUUCAAUGUGAACAUGCUGGCCCUCAGCAUCUGCACACGGGAAGACUACCAGUCCAUGAAGGAAUGGAAGGUGGAUGACGGGCACAUCAUUAAUAUCAACAGCAUGUCUGGUCACCAAGUGUCACCCCACUCCGUGAUCCAUUUCUAUAGUGCUACCAAGUAUGCCAUCACCACACUGACAGAGGGACUGAGGCAAGAGCUUCGGGAGGCCCAGACCCACAUUUGAGCCACAUGCAUCUCUCCAGAAGUGGCGGAGACACAAUUCUCCUUCAAACUCCACAAUAAGGACUCUGAGAAGGCAGCUUCCAUCUAUGAACGCAUAAAGUGUCUCAAACCUGAAGAUGUGGCUGAGGCUGUCAUCUAUGUCCUCAAGCACCCUGCCUUCCAGCAGAUUGGAGACAUCCAGAUGAGGCCCACGGAGUAG